AUGGUCGAUUAUAUAUGUGAUUUUUUGAAACAACACUCUUCUUAUGAUGUAUUGCCAGUAAGCUAUAGGUUAAUAGUUUUAGAUACUAGCUUACUUGUAAAGAAAGCUUUGGCUGCAUUAAUGCAAAAUGGAGUUGUAUCAGCACCGCUUUGGGAUUCAAAUAAUCAAAAGUUUGCUGGAAUGCUGACAGUAUCCGAUUUCAUUAACCUAAUCCAUUAUUAUUACAAGCAUUCAUCUUAUACCGUUGCGUUAGAAGAAAUUGAACAAUUUCAAAUACAACAAUUAAGAGAUGUGGAAAGUCGGUUGGGUUCACCACCGCCACAAUUGUUGUCAAUAAAUCCUCUAAAAUCAUUAUAUGAAGCUUGUAAAUUAUUGGUGGAAGCUCGUGCCCAUCGAUUACCAUUGGUCGAUGUUGAUUCUGAGACUGGCCAAGAAAUGAUCGUAUCUGUAUUAACACAAUAUAGGAUACUUAAAUUUAUAGCAAUGAACUGCAAAGAAACGAAAGAUUUUCGAAAGCCACUCUCAGAAAUAAAUAUUGGAGUAUAUAAUGACAUUGCUACUGCAAGAAUGUCUACUCCUGUCAUUGAAGUUGUAAAUAUUUUUGCGGAGAGACGAAUCUCUUCAGUACCCAUAAUCGAUGAAAAUGGUGUUGUGUUGAAUGUAUAUGAAGCAGUUGAUACAUUACUCCGUGCUGGAGCGUAUCAUGGAUUGGAUAUUCCCAUUGGAGAAGCGAUAUCAUGGAGAUCAGAGGAUUUUCCCGGAGUUCAUACUUGUACUCUUAACGAUUGCCUUCACUCAAUAUUUGAUUUAAUAAAGCAAGCUCCGGUAUAUCGCUUAAUUGUUGUUGAUUCGGAAAAUAAAUUGAAAGGAAUCGUUUCUUUAUCCGAUAUUAUGCGUUAUUUAGUGUUUAAUGUAAAGUUAACCUACGCAAUGGGUAAUGGAUAUGGAUUUGAAAAACUAAUUAAUACGUUAAAAUCAGCGCAAAAAGAAAAGGUCAGGCAAUUUAUGACCUUUACAAAUGCCAGAGAAUUUAACUGGAACGUAGAAGUUGCAGUAGAUGCUUUCUUCAACGAUCAACCUAGCUCCUGGAGAUCUUUUGGCGCUUCGCAAAAUUCUGGAAAUCCAGAUGUUUACAAACUCAAUCAAAUAUUCUCAAAAUAUAAAGAUAAAGAUGAAGAUGCCAUUUUAGUAGAUGGAAUGUUAGAAUAUUGCACCGAUUUACACGUUGCACCCGAGGAUGUUGUUAUGCUUGUUAUGGCAUGGAAUCUUGAAGCUGAUAAAAUGUGUGAAUUUAAACGCCAAGGAUUUAUCAAUGGAUGGACAAAAUUAAGAUGCGAUUCAAUUGAGAAAAUGCGCGCUGCGAUACCUCGACUUCGAGCAUCAUUGAAUGAUGAAGCCACAUUUAAAGAGAUUUAUCAAUUUACAUUUAAAUUUGGAUUAUCUGAAAACCAAAAAUCCUUGAGUCUUGACGUCGCGAUAGAAUUCUGGCGGAUGUUAUUGAGUGAUCGCUGGCCACAUCUUGAAAUAUGGAUAGAGUUUGUCAAGGAGAAACAUGGAAAAUCGAUCUCUAAGGAUACAUGGAAUCUGCUGCUAGAUUUUAUCAAACAGAUCAACGUCGAUCUUUUAAAUUACGAUGCUGAAGGUGCUUGGCCUGUUCUUAUUGAUGAGUUUGUGGAGUAUGCCAGAGAAAAAUUGCAAUUACCAGCACCUUAA
Messenger RNA from Dentiscutata erythropus, 1713 nucleotides. The record is from the annotation of a GenBank genome assembly. Lineage: Eukaryota; Fungi; Glomeromycota; Glomeromycetes; Diversisporales; Gigasporaceae.